CGCAGACCCACCGCAGCCCCCGCCGCCUGCCCCAUGGCGCUGAAGCGGAUCCAGAAAGAAUUAAGUGAUUUACAGCGUGAUCCACCUGCUCACUGCUCAGCGGGACCUGUGGGAGAUGACUUGUUCUACUGGCAAGCAACCAUCAUGGGGCCCCCUGACAGCACCUAUCAAGGUGGAGUCUUCUUCCUCACUGUCCACUUUCCGACAGACUAUCCCUUUAAACCACCAAAGAUUGCUUUCACAACAAAAAUCUACCACCCAAAUACAAAGAGUAAUGGGGGUAUUUGUCUUGACAUCCUGAGGUCCCAGUGGUCGCCCGCUUUGACUGUAUCAAAAGUCUUGUUGUCCAUAUGCUCGCUGCUGUGUGAUCCCAAUCCAAACGAUCCCUUAGUACCAGAUAUUGCAGAGAUCUAUAAAUCAGACAAAGAAAAAUACAACAGGCACGCAAGAGAAUGGACUUAGAAAUAUGCAAUGUAAAGUUUUAAACACUUUCACUUACGCCAGAGUACUGUAA
This is a messenger RNA of Mus pahari (shrew mouse), 514 nucleotides long. RefSeq names its product ubiquitin-conjugating enzyme E2 D1-like. NCBI's taxonomy places the organism in Eukaryota, Metazoa, Chordata, Mammalia, Rodentia, Muridae. Gene Ontology annotation, biological process: protein polyubiquitination; ubiquitin-dependent protein catabolic process. Gene Ontology annotation, cellular component: nucleus. Bases 34 to 462 code for a protein of 142 amino acids. The transcript is spliced from 2 exons. Gene Ontology annotation, molecular function: ubiquitin conjugating enzyme activity. The record is from RefSeq and is a predicted model, not a curated record.